This is a messenger RNA of Drosophila persimilis, 1295 nucleotides long. RefSeq names its product glucose-6-phosphatase 2 (gene G6P). Lineage: Eukaryota; Metazoa; Arthropoda; Insecta; Diptera; Drosophilidae. Gene Ontology annotation, cellular component: membrane. The record is from RefSeq and is a predicted model, not a curated record. Bases 43 to 1068 code for a protein of 341 amino acids. The transcript is spliced from 5 exons. Gene Ontology annotation, molecular function: glucose-6-phosphatase activity. Gene Ontology annotation, biological process: gluconeogenesis; glucose 6-phosphate metabolic process.
AUAAAUAAAGAAAAGGAUAAAUUGAAUUUAAUAAAGUGUAAAAUGGAUGGAAAUCUUUGGGAUUUGGCUGUGGAAACGUACAACCAUGUGGUCACAGCAGAGCUACGCAUCAACGAAUUGGUGCAGGAGCGCUUGAGCCUUGGCGAUCCGCUGUGGCGUUUUCUUAGCGUUUACAUGGAGCCGGGACUCCUCUUCAAUCUGGUGAUUCCCCUGUGCGGCAUCUACAGCCAGGCUCUGCUCACUCGGUUGCUCUUUGCGGUUGGUCUGGCCAGCACGCUCAACUCCUUUGCCAAGUGGAUACUUCCCGAGCAGCGUCCUUUGUGGUUGCUCCGAGAGAUCUACGCCAGCAAUGUGCGCAGCCCCAGCCCCGGCGUCGCAUUGGAGAGUCAUCCGCUGAGCUGUGAAACGACUGCCGGCAUGCCCUGUGCCCAUUCCAUGUCCUUCACGGUGUUCACGCUUACCAUCUGGAUGUUCCUCUACGCUCACUCCCGCCAGCGGUGGCUCGCCGGUACAGUGGUCCACGGCUUGAUUUUCUCCAUGUGGCUAAGCCGCCUGUACUUAGCUACGGAGUUUCUGCACCAAUGCGUCCUGGGCACUUUCAUUGGCAUUCAGGCUAUGGACGCACUCGACCAAAAGAAUGACUAUUUGUGGUCGAGGCGUCGUCGCUGGGCAGUGACUGGAGUGUUCCUGUUAGGUGGCCUUGCCGCUGCAGUGUAUUUUGUGAAGCUUAGCCUGGAAAUCGAUCCGCAUUGGUCGGUACGCGAGGCCUUUAAGUGGUGCCCAGAUCCUUCAUAUAUGCGACACGAGGCGAGUCCCAUUUUCUUUCUGGUGCGCGACUUGGGAAUUCUCAUGGGCAUAGCUCUGGCAUCGCCCCUCUCUAAUCUGGACACCAAAAAUGCAUCACUUUGGCGACGCUGCAUUGUCCUGGCAAUUCUGGAGCUGUUUAACUUCGGAAUGCGUUGGGCCACUCCCAAGCAAAAUGGGCGUUUCGCCUUCUUGGCCUACGAGCUGUUCAGAAAUGCUGUGCACUCUCUGUUACUUCUAAAGAACCUACCAAGACUCAGGUAGUUUUAAGUUUAAAUAAUGACUUGGGCAGUGCUUUUGGAUUUCUUUGUGAUUAAAUUCCCGUAACGAUUAGGUAUGUAUUGUUUAAAUAGUUAAAUAUGUUUAAAUAGCACAUAGGACUAGCCGUGAAAGAAUACUUCCAACUAAAGAUUAUAUUUAAUAGAACCAUCAAUUUGCGCAUCGCUAGAGGCUAUAUUGAAUACACCUUUCUUUGUAAAUAUUCCAACUUU